Messenger RNA from Manihot esculenta (cassava), 2332 nucleotides. RefSeq names its product cytochrome P450 81Q32. The record is from RefSeq and is a predicted model, not a curated record. Gene Ontology annotation, molecular function: oxidoreductase activity, acting on paired donors, with incorporation or reduction of molecular oxygen; monooxygenase activity; heme binding. Bases 17 to 1549 code for a protein of 510 amino acids. The transcript is spliced from 2 exons. Lineage: Eukaryota; Viridiplantae; Streptophyta; Magnoliopsida; Malpighiales; Euphorbiaceae.
UUAGAAAGCCAUAAGCAUGGAUGAUAUGUUUCUCUCUGUAGUUUUGGCCGUCCUCUUUCUUCUUCUUGCCUUAAACUUCUGCUUACGAAAAUGCAUGCAACAUAGAAACCUCCCACCAAGCCCACCUGCUCUUCCAAUUAUAGGUCAUCUCCAUCUAGUCAAUCUUCCCCUCCAUCGAUCUCUCCAUGCUCUUUCACUGAAAUAUGGUCCAAUCAUUUCUCUCCGAUUCGGUUCUCGCCGAGUUAUGGUCAUAUCAUCGCCGUCCGCAGUGGAGGAAUGCUUAACAACAAAUGAUAUUGUUUUCGCCAAUCGUCCCUCCUUAACCGUUCAGAAGUAUGUUGGUUACAACAACACCACCCUUGCAACGGCCUCGUACGGCGACCACUGGCGCAAUCUCCGCCGGAUAAGCAGUCUUGAAGUUUUCUCAUCGAGUCGUCUAAACUCGUUCAAAGACAUCAGGAGAGAUGAGAUCAAGAUUUUCUUAAAGAAACUCUAUAAUCUCUCGAGCCAUGAUUUUGCUAAGGUAGAGUUGAAACCAAUGCUCACUGAGCUAACUUUUAACAUAAUCAUGCGCAUGGUCGCCGGGAAGCGGUACUACGGCGAGGAAGUGGCUGGAAAGGACAAGGCAGAGGCAGAGCAAUUCAGGGAGAUGAUAAUGGAGACUUUUGCAUAUGCUGGAGCCUCAUAUCUUGGAGAUUUCUUGACCUUCUUGAAGUGGAUUGACUACCAGGGUUUUGUGAAGAGAGUGAUGAGGCUUGCCAAAAGAACUGAUAGGUUUCUGCAAAAUCUUAUUGACGAGCAUCGGAGAGAUGACAAGACAAGACCGGAGAGAAGGAAGGAUACCAUGAUCGGCCAUCUUAUUUCUAUGCAAGAAUCACAACCAGAAUACUAUACAGAUGAAGUUAUCAAGGGCCUGGUUCUGGAUAUUGUAUUUGGUGGUACCGAAUCCUCAGCGGUGACAUUAGAAUGGGCAAUGUCCAAUCUACUUAAUCAUCCAGAAAUCUUGGAGAAAGCAAAAGAUGAUUUGGACUCGCAGAUCGGUGAAGAAAGUUUGAUGGAUGAAUCUGAUAUUUCCAAGCUGCCUUAUCUUCAGAACAUCAUUUCAGAGACCUUGAGAUUGCAUCCACCAGGUCCAUUGCUUCUUCCACAUUUAUCAUCUCAAGAGUGUAGUGUUGGAGGAUACCAUGUAGAGCCCAACACAAUGCUGCUUGUUAAUCAAUGGGCUAUACAUAGGGACCCUGAGCUUUGGGACGACGCAACUGAGUUUAAACCUGAGAGGUUUGAUAGUAGUGCAGGUCAAGGCUCAGAAGCUUACAAGUAUUUUCCAUUUGGGCUGGGAAGGAGGUCGUGUCCUGGAAUGGCUCUUGCAAAUCGUGUUGUAGGGUUUUCUUUGGGGUCUGUGAUUCAAUGCUUUGAAUGGAAAAGGGUAAGUGACCAAGAAAUUGAGAUGUCAGAAGGAAGAGGGCUCUCCAUGCCCAAGGCUGAGCCACUGGAGGCAAUGUGCAAGGUUCGUAAUAUCAUGAAGAAUGUGCUAUCUUCUUCUUUUUAAAGCAUAUCAGUUCAUCUUUUAAUUUAAUGAUAGUUGAAUUCCUGUUUACUUCCCCAUGAUAUAUGUGUCAAUGAAUGUGCACGUGAUAAAUCGUGAUCAAUGUUAUCACUUCAGAUUGGAUCCAUAUGCAUCUGUAGUAUAAAUAGAUAGUAGAAUUUAUAUAAAACUCGAUAUAUUUACACUAAAAAUACAUGAAAUUGAUUUAGAUAAAAAUUUAUUCGUACAUAAAAAUACAUAUAUAAAUUAGAUCCGUAUAAAUUCAUAUUGUAAAUAUUUAGGAGGAUAACAUAAAAUCUCAUAUAUGUGCAUUUGAUAAUGAAUAAAGAUUCUUUUUAUUUUUUAUACUCAUGUUAAGGUAUUAGAUUCAGCUGCUUGCUUGUUAAAAAAGAUUUUACAUCGGCAAAAGUAUAGAAAAAUCAAAUUGUAUAUAAUAGUUAGCACGAAACUACUAAAUAAUUUAGAUUAAUUAUUUUGGGUCUAAUGAAAAGUGGGUCUAAAAGUUAUUUGAAUCAGUUUGAGUCGGACUGUUUUAAUUAUUAAAUCCAUCCGGAAUCAAAAAAAUUAUACAGAGCUAGUGAGCCUGCGAAAAAAAGGUUAUCCAUGAGAGACGAGAUGGAGCGGCCCGAGAUACUAGAAAACUACAAUACCCAAAGAUUCGGUCUUGAUUUAACAAUUGUAUUCGAUUCAGUUGCGACGAGAAUCUCGCAAAAUUACCAUUCGGCAAAUUACUGAAAAAUCAAAUUGUAUAUAAUAGUUAAUUUUAUUUAUUAUACAGUUCAUAAA